Trichoderma reesei QM6a is the source of this 1557-nucleotide messenger RNA. RefSeq lists its product as uncharacterized. The coding region runs from base 502 to 1557 and encodes 351 amino acids. Lineage: Eukaryota; Fungi; Ascomycota; Sordariomycetes; Hypocreales; Hypocreaceae. The transcript has 3 exons. Gene Ontology annotation, molecular function: Atg8-family ligase activity. The record is from RefSeq and is a predicted model, not a curated record. Gene Ontology annotation, cellular component: cytoplasmic ubiquitin ligase complex; cytosol. Gene Ontology annotation, biological process: autophagy of mitochondrion; nucleophagy; autophagosome assembly.
CGGUAGCAGUCACUUGGACACACGCACACGAGGAAAAAAAAAAAGAAGCAUCAUCUUUGUUUCAACUCAUAGAAAAGGGGAGAUCACGGCCAAGGCCCAGUCAUCCAUCUUCCGCAGCUCCUCCGACCCUGGAAUCCCUAAACUCCCGACGGUUGUCACAUGCCCGCUCUUUUGGCGACUGCCUGGCGAUAGCAUUCGACUUGCACUCGGGCAGCUCUCCUGCGUCGCCCGUUUGCUCGUGCUUCUUCUUCUUCUUCUUCUUCUUCUUCCUCUCCUUCUUCUUCCUCCGCCAUCUUCCAAACACCCUACGAAUAUCGAGCCGCGCCGACGACUCUCAUACGAUCUCGAACUGCGUCUUCCCUCGCCGUAUCGCACCAUCGCCAUCAUCUUCUUCUGAUACUUUCCCACGCUCCCAUCUGGAACCCUCAACAGGUCUCGAGAUAGUCCAUCUUUCAACAAAUACACAUCAGCAUCGUCAUCAUCGCCGCCACCACCACCACCAUGAACUACCUCUACUCGACCGUCAACACCCUCCGGGACCGCUACACCCCCGUCACGCACACGUCCACCUUCCGCACCACCGGCCAAAUCACCCCCGAGGAGUUCGUCGCCGCGGGAGACUACCUCGUCUACAAGUUCCCGACCUGGUCCUGGAGCGACGCCGACUCCGAGGCCCUGCGCGCCAGCUACCUGCCGCCCGGCAAGCAGUUCCUCGUCACCCGCAACGUGCCCUGCCACCGCCGCCUCAACGACGACUUUGCCGGCGACGCCGCCCACGAGGAGAGCAUCAUCCACGAGGGCGACGACUUCAAGGGCAAGGCAGGCGCCGCCGCCGCCGAUGACGACGACGACGGGUGGCUGCGCACCGGCGGCCUGGCGAGCUCGCAGCCGCUCAAGGCGCGCGAGGUCAGGACGGUGGACGACUCGGGCAACGUGGGCGACGAUGACCUGUACGGCCUGGACGACGACAUCCCGGACAUGGAGGACGAGGAGGAGGACGACGCUGUGCUUCGCAUCGAGCCUGGCAACACAGCUCGACGCACGUACAACCUCUACAUCAUGUACACACCAUACUACCGGACACCGCGCCUCUACCUCUCCGGCUACCAAGCCAACGGCCACCCCCUGCCCCCGAUGAAGAUGAUGGAGGACAUUGUCGGCGACUACAAGGACAAGACGGUCACGCUCGAGGAGUUCCCCUUCUUCUCCAGCCGCGUCCGCAUGGCCAGCGUGCACCCGUGCAAGCACGCGCCCGUCAUGAAGUCGCUGCUGGACCGCGCCGACGCCGCGCUGCGCCUCCGCCGGGAGAAGCUCAAGGCGAGCAAGAAGCAGUCCGCGGACGGCAAGGACGUCGACAACCUGGCGGACGAGCUGGAGAAUCUCGACGUCAAGGGCGCUCACGAGGCCGCCGACAAGGACGAGUGGGAGGAGGUGCAGGAGAACGAGGUUGACGACCAAGAGGUUGCCAUCCGAGUGGACCAAUACCUGGUCGUCUUUCUCAAGUUCAUGGCCAGCGUCACGCCUGGCAUCGAGCACGACUUCACCAUGGGCGUCUAA